Wallemia ichthyophaga EXF-994 is the source of this 1002-nucleotide messenger RNA. RefSeq names its product Ribokinase. Lineage: Eukaryota; Fungi; Basidiomycota; Wallemiomycetes; Wallemiales; Wallemiaceae. The record is from RefSeq and is a predicted model, not a curated record. Bases 1 to 1002 code for a protein of 333 amino acids. Gene Ontology annotation, molecular function: ribokinase activity. Gene Ontology annotation, biological process: D-ribose metabolic process. The transcript has a single exon.
AUGGCCCUAGUUUUCGGCAGCAUCAACGUCGACGAGUUCCUCGCUGUCCCCCACAUUGUUAGGCCGGGUGAGACCAUUUCAUCCACUCACAUUACCAAGAAAGCAGGUGGAAAGGGUGCGAAUGUGGCUGUGGCACUGGCCAAGGCGUCUGCACGCGUCCUUCUCGCUGGUCAGAUAGGCGAGGAUGGCGAGUGGGUGCGCGCACUUCUCAAUACCUAUUGCGUAGACACCACCCAUCUCCUCACCACUGCCAGCGUCCCAUCAGGUCGAGCAACAAUCCAAAUUAGCCAGGAGGGCGAAAAUUCGAUUGUGCUCUACGGCGGAAGCAAUCAGAUGGCCUAUGGCCCACCGCUCCCGCUUUCUCCAGCCACCAUAUCCCAUUUGCUCGUGCAGGAGGAGAUUGUACACGCAGAUACAACAUCAGCCAUUGUCCACGCACACAACAACAAGAUCAAAACUGUCUACAACCCAUCCCCUCUCCCGCCCUCGCACCAGCUACUCGAAUUCCCUUGGCACGCGCUGUCUUACCUGAUUCUCAACCAGGGCGAGGCGAUGGAUUUGUAUAAUUCACUGGUUGGACAGGGGCAACACACUCAACACGCCCAUUCACACUCACAACAAUCCCCACAACACCUCCUCGAUGCACUCACGACGCACCCUCUCACCGCGUCAAUCCAAGGGGUGAUCAUCACUCUUGGCAGUGAAGGACUGGUAGCGCGGGUAAAAAUCGACAACACCCCCCAUGACUAUUGCCUGCCCUCUACGAAAGUGAAUGCCAUCGAUACCACAGGUGCUGGUGAUACAUUUGCGGGAUAUUUCGUCGCCGCGUGUAUGUCAUCCAGCAUGAGCACACACAAGAGCACACAUAUCGAGCUCGUUCUUAAGAACGCAAUGGCCGCUGCCGCUCUCGCCGUAACCAAACCUGGGGCUAUGGAUGCUAUUCCCAUUCUAAGCCAAGUGCGCGCCCAUCUCCUAACGAAUGGUAUAGAGUGUGUUUUGUGA